Anopheles merus is the source of this 862-nucleotide messenger RNA. Its product is annotated as uridine diphosphate glucose pyrophosphatase NUDT14-like. Gene Ontology annotation, molecular function: metal ion binding; UDP-sugar diphosphatase activity. The transcript is spliced from 2 exons. Bases 15 to 761 code for a protein of 248 amino acids. The record is from RefSeq and is a predicted model, not a curated record. Lineage: Eukaryota; Metazoa; Arthropoda; Insecta; Diptera; Culicidae. Gene Ontology annotation, biological process: nucleoside phosphate metabolic process; ribose phosphate metabolic process.
UUGGCUCGGUUGUUAUGUCAAUAAUAUUUAUUUUUCGUUAUUUGUUCAAGGGCAACAUAACAUGUUACCGCAGUAGUGCUGUGCGACGAGGACUACAUCUAAAAGCUUGCCAACCCCGACCAGCAAUGAAUAAUAUUACCGACAUACACUACGGGCCACUGCCGGCGGAUUCGCCCUACGUGAAGCCGUUCCGCUUCCACUACACGCAGAACGGGAAGCAAAAGUCGUGGGACUUGCUGAAGGUGCACGAUUCGGUGUCGAUCGUGAUUUUUAACAUUACCCGGAAGAAGCUGGUUUUUGUCAAACAGUUCCGACCUGCCGUUUACCAUGGUAUCAUCAGUGGCGAUGGGGUGGAGCCGGGCAGCAUCGACAUGAAGAAGUACCCGCCGGAGCUUGCCGUCACGAUGGAGCUGUGUGCGGGUAUUAUCGAUAAACCGAUCUCCACGAUCGAAAUCGCCCGCGAAGAAGUACUGGAAGAGUGCGGAUACGACAUCCCGGUGGAGCGCAUCGAGGAAAUCAUUCGCUAUCGUUCGGGCGUCGGAACUUCCGGUGCCGAGCAGACGCUGUUCUACGCGGAGGUCACGGACGAGGACAAGAUCGCAUCGGCCGGGGGCGGCGUGGACGACGAAAUUAUCGAUGUCGUUGAGUACGAUCUGGAGGAGGCUCGAAAGCUCACCGACAAGGGGACGGUAAUAACCAGCCCGCCUUCCUUCUUGUUCGGAUUGCUCUGGUUCCUGACGAACCGUGCUCCAAAGAACUAACCUACUGUGAUAGAGAGAGAGAGAAAGCCGGAGCCAUCCACAGGAGGCAUUUUCCGUUUUUUUGCGAAAGGAAAUAAAAUAACACUCACGUUCUCCUUCCA